UCUGAUUGGACGGAACUGGCAGACUUGCGAGGCGCCCGCUUUGUUGCACCGAUCCAUGCUAACUGCUUCCCUUUGUUGUCGUUUACCGUUCAGCGGGUGUGUUUCUGUAAACACCGAUACAGUUACAUUUUGCUACACUGUGAAGGAUGAGCGGCGGAGUGUACGGCGGUGAUGAGGUGGGAGCGUUGGUGUUUGACAUUGGCUCUUAUUCUGUUAGAGCCGGCUACGCGGGAGAAGACUGUCCUAAGGCUGACUUCCCCACAGUGAUAGGUGUGACUCUAGACCGAGAGGAUGGCAGCACGCCUAUGGAGACAGAUGGCGACAAGAGCAAGCAGAGUGGCACCACCUACUACAUUGAUACCAAUCAGCUGCGGGUACCCAGAGAGAACAUGGAGGUUAUGUCUCCACUCAAGAAUGGCAUGAUUGAGGACUGGGACAGUUUCCAGGCCAUUUUGGAUCACACGUACAAGAUGCACUUCAAGUCUGAACCCAGUCUGCACCCAGUGCUCAUGUCAGAAGCAUCGUGGAACACACGGGCAAAACGAGAGAAGCUAACGGAGUUGAUGUUUGAGCAUUACAACAUUCCCGCCUUCUUCCUCUGCAAAUCAGCAGUGCUGUCUGCCUUCGCCAAUGGGAGGUCUACAGGCUUAGUCCUGGAUAGUGGAGCCACACACACCACAGCCAUUCCCGUGCAUGAUGGCUACGUCUUGCAACAAGGCAUUGUCAAGUCACCACUGGCCGGAGACUUCAUGAGCAUGCAGUGUAGGGAGCUGUUUCAAGAGUUAAAUGUUGAGCUUAUCCCACCCUACAUGAUUGCAUCAAAGGAUGCAGUGCGGGAGGGGGCUACACCAAGCUGGAAGAAAAAAGAAAAGCUACCUCAGGUCACCCGCUCAUGGCAUAAUUACAUGUGUAAUUGUGUAAUUCAAGACUUCCAGGCAUCAGUGUUACAGGUGUCAGACUCACCAUAUGAUGAACAGGUUGCUGCCCAAAUGCCCACGGUGCAUUAUGAGCUACCCAACGGCUACAACUGUGACUUUGGCGCCGAGAGGCUGAAGAUCCCAGAGGGUUUGUUUGACCCCUCCAAUGCUAAGGGUCUGUCUGGAAACACCAUGUUGGGAGUUGGACACGUUGUGACGACCAGUGUAGGAAUGUGUGACAUCGACAUCCGGCCAGGUCUAUAUGGCAGCGUGGUGGUGACUGGAGGCAACACGCUCAUUCAGGGCUUCACUGACCGACUGAACAGAGAACUCUCUCAGAAGACCCCUCCGAGUAUGAGGUUGAAGCUGAUAGCCAACAACACUACGGUGGAGCGCCGGUUCAGUGCCUGGAUAGGAGGAUCAAUCCUGGCAUCACUUGGAACCUUCCAACAGAUGUGGAUCUCCAAACAAGAGUACGAAGAAGGAGGGAAGCAAUGUGUGGACAAGAAGUGCCCUUGAUUUGACAGCAAGCCAAACUCCCCAUUACUGUUUUCACCACAAGCUCAAGAUCUUCAACUGUUGACCUCUGGCUGAGACUCAGGAACACUUUGCGUUUGUUUUAAAAUCAAGCUUGUCCAUAUGCCUGUCUGGGAUUUGUCGUGAAAAUCAAAGUAUCUGCAAUUUACUUUUUUUUUUUUUUUUAAAGAAAAAAAAUUGAGUCCUAAGAGACACUGCCUUAUUUCUAAGUGGUUGGUGUUGGGUGCAACUCUAUCAUCAAAACUGAUGAUGGCAGGUACAUUUUGUGCAUGACUUGUCUUAUUUUUAGUUUGAGCUGAAUACAGAAUUCAUUGUUUCUUAUAACCCAUGAACAAAUCUCAAGCAAAAGGCAGAUUCUCGCCUGAGCUCACUGGUGUUCUAACACAAAUAAAUCUGUAUUUAAUUUUCA
Salarias fasciatus (jewelled blenny) is the source of this 1863-nucleotide messenger RNA. RefSeq names its product actin-like 6A (gene actl6a). The record is from RefSeq and is a predicted model, not a curated record. Bases 147 to 1436 code for a protein of 429 amino acids. NCBI's taxonomy places the organism in Eukaryota, Metazoa, Chordata, Actinopteri, Blenniiformes, Blenniidae. The transcript has 14 exons.